AUGAAAGGUGGUCACAAGCUGCGUGCUCUCAUUUGUGGCUUUCUUUGUGUGUUAGCGAUUAGUACUUAUCAUCUUUUGGAAGAAUUCCAACGCAUCUUGAUCGAAAUGCCCAGUCUUAUUAAUAUAUACACAAACCGGACUGCGAUAGUGAAUCAUGACGUGCUGACCCUUGAAAACAAAUCAAAGGUGGUGGUUUUGGUCUACACCAAGUUUGGUAAAAAUGAAAAGUGGAUACAGAGACCAGGUUCGUGUUAUAACAAGAACAACGCCAACUCUAAAGAAUGCCCCUUGCUACAAAAAUUUGAGAUCACUUACAACAAAACGAGGUUUACGGAGAGCAACUUUGUAAUGUUCGAAGCCAGAGACAUGCCGAGUUUACCCCACCUCAAAAUGUUGUUAAAAGGAAGACCCAUCUCACAACGUUGGGUGUUUGCGUUAUGGGAAAGUCCUAAUCAUUUUAAUUACACGAAGCCAUUUCACGGUUUAUUUAACCUAACAUGGACUUAUAGAAGGGAUUCAGAUAUUUGGGGACCAUAUGGUAGCUACAUACAACUCAACACCGAAGAUCCGAUCUACAAAAACAAAAAGAGACCACUCAAAGAUUUUACGCAAGGAAAAUCAAUGCUUGUGGCUUGGAUGGUUUCCAACUGCAGGGCUAAGUUAAGGCUCAAAUUUGUCCGCGAGCUAAAAAAGUUCAUCCAAGUUGAUGUGUUCGGAGGAUGUUCUGAUAGAAUCUUUGGUGAGUGGCGAUUAUGUCCAAAAACAAAACAAAGCAACUCCUAUUGCCUGAAGAAGUAUAAGUUCUACCUUUCUUUUGAGAAUGCCUUAUGCGAGGAUUACAUCACCGAAAAGUACUGGGAUAAUCUUGGUGAGGCGAAUGUGAUUCCUGUUGUAAUGGGUGGUGCUGACUAUACCAAGCUAGCCAUACCUGGUUCAUAUAUCAAUGUUUUGGACUUCAAAUCUGUGAAGCAACUGGCAGAAUAUCUUCAUUAUCUGAACGGAAACGAUACGGCUUAUAAUGAAUAUUUUAUAUGGAGGCACAAAUACCAAGUACUUCCCCGCAGUGCAAGGUCAUUAUGCAACAUCUGUGAGUGGUUUGUUUCGAAACAUUCGCACGAAAUGAAAGUUUAUAAUGAUCUUACAGAAUACUGGGUGGAAAAAGGGAGAUGUGGAGCAAAAAAUUAUCUUAUUUUGAGAAUGAUAAACACGUCAAGUUAAACUCACUAGCGAUUCCAUCUAGUCUGGAUACAUUAGUAUAUUGUGACUGUAAUUAAAGUUGGACAACAGAGAUAGCGUUAUUUGGCAUAAUUUAUUCAAAUUAUUUCGCUGUUUCUGAUUGGCUCUGAUCCCAAGGCUAAUUCUUUAAUUACCACCUGGCGCUACUUUUGUAGAGUAUCUGCAAGAAAAAAAAAAAAGAAAAAGAAAAAGAAAAAAAACCGUUUGUUUAUAUCCUGUAAACCAAGGUGCUGAGAAGCAGCUUUAAGUUUUGAAGAAAUUCUACUCGGAGAUAGGCUUUUUAAGACCUUAGAAAAAUUUUGCCUUAAUUCCUGUGCGGCGUUUUCACAGUCCCUCUCGGUCAAUUCACUUCGGUGACGCACGCAUCCUUCGCUUGGACCACCUAACCUGAAACGCUUUGGCCGCGUGGAAUAAUGAGGCCGCUAGGGACUAGGCAAAGUAAUAUUUUGAAUGAAUCGAUAAAACAAUGGAAUUUGUCUUUUGUUAUAUGAUGUGAAUAAUAAUGCUGAUCUCGGAGGCUGUUAUCCACCACAGCCGAUUAAACACCCUCCUCGAUCUGCAUAAUUCUUCACAUCAUACUCAGCCUCAUUUUAUAAUUUUUUCAUUAAAUACUAAAACGGAGAUAGUACUCGCGUUCUGAUUUGUUAAAAAUCUACUGGUAUGUAUUUUUUAUAACGGUUAACACAUGGAAAAUGGCAUUCAAUCCGCAUAAACUGGCUCUUGAGUUUCCGUGGGUAGUAAGGCUGCGUGCAAACGGAUGCAACAACUCCCAACAUUGUUGCGCCAACAAUGUUGGGAGUUGUUGCGUGCGUGUUGGCAGUGGUGUGCAAAGGGAUGCAAAAACUCCCAGCAUUGUUGGGACCUGCAUGUACAUCUUGGGAAGGAGACAACCCAGAAGUCUUUGUAAACCAUGCGUAAUGAGCGUGCGUGGCCCCAACAAUGUUGGAAGAGCUGUGCAAACGGAUCCAACAUUGUUGCGCUUCGCUUCGGCGAUCACGGAGCAAAAGAAAUGUUGGGAGUUGUUGGCUGAAAAGUUUGACCGGUUCCAAACUUUGCGCAACAACAUCCAACAACAUGCAACAGGAUGUGCAAACGGACGCAACUUGUAACAUUCAACAUUGUUGGGAGUUGUUGACCAACAAUGUUGCGUUCGUUUUCGCGGGGCUUAAAGAACUAUUUUUGAAAAGCUCAAAAAUGGAAUAAUUAAUUAAUUGAUUAAUUUACUUACUCAACCCCUGUCUCUUAGUUUAAAAGCGUUAGUUUCCUCAUUAGACCGCAAGCGGUCGUCCCGUUUUGGGGUACCACUGGAAAUACACAGAUAUCAAGGGACUAACUUCGAGUCUAAAGUUAUGCCAGAAGUGUGUAAGCUCUUGGACAUUGAGAAAACGAGAACGACUCCGCUACAUCCACAGUCGGACGGCCAGGUAGAACGUUACAAUCGAACAUUGAUAGAAAUGCUUCGAGGCAAGUUGAAAGAGAGUCAAGGCGAUUGGGACAAGCAACUUCCCACGUUCAUGAUGGCGUACAGUCUUUCCUCAGAGCCACUCUACGCGAGCGAAAAUGUAAAAUGAUGCGAUGUGAUUCAAAAGAAAAAAAAAAGAGACUGCUCGAAGUCUAUUUCCUCAUCAUCUAGUAUUCGCUGUUGGGUAACAUUUGACCACUCUAGAAAAUACCAUAACAUACCAUAAUACUCUUUGUUGGUCACUCCAAAAUUUUGCAUAAGCAUUGUUUGUGGUUUCUCUUGGGGCUAUUUUCUCCCAAGAGAAACUAAAAACAAUAUGCUCACGCAAAAUUUUGGAGUGACUAAUAAAGAGUAUUAUGGUAUGUUAUGGUAUUGUCUGGAGUGAUCAAUUGUUAAAAAGUUAAUUACAAAGCUUGAAAGUAGUCUUCACAGCGGUUACUUUUAGCACGCGCCCUCCAAAGGCUUUUUUCUUUCCGUUGCCGGACCAGAGGUUUUCGGGGAGUGGGCCAUCAAUGAACUGUUUCCAUAGUUUUUACACGAGCUGUGAAAGAGAUGGUUCUCUGAUCUCAGGUUAGGCGGACCUACAAUGUAAGAAGAAUGAUUUCGAAUGACGAAUGCCUAGGUGAUUCUAAUAUCAUUGAGAUCGAGAAAGACAAUAUUACAGUGCGACUAGUGUAACCGCGGCCACUUAGUUAAUUAAGAAUCUAGUGUUGCGUUCUAUUCAAUUAACGUAUUGCACAUCCACUUUUGUUGGGAAAUGUAUAAAAGGAAGUAAUGACGAUAUAGCAGAUUUUUGGAGCACUGGUCUUUAUUCAACAAAAGGCGAGGUCAGAUUUAAGCUUAUGCAACUUUAUAUUCUAUACUCUUUAUUUCAAGGUUUACUUUGAGUGCCGAUAAUAUCUGGUUCUGACUUAAUAGCUGCAACUUCAUUUAAAAUGUGCAUAGAGAAAUACAAAGACUUGGUCAAGGUAACUCGAUUAUGACCGAUUGAUCCGCUAUAGAACGUCUGCGUGGGAGUCUACGCUAUGUGUGCUUUUGGGAGAAUUUUGUAAUUGUGCGCUGGGUUGGAAUUUAGUUAAGAGAAAUUUCAGGACAGUCCACAUUUCAGUGACAUUUUUACAUCACUGUAUUCUUUAAAUACCCCUUAAAAUACGUACAGUUUAAUAGACAAGGUAGGUUAGAACUAUUUUGAAUCAUACAAAGAAUUCUCGAGGAUUUUGUCAGUUUUAAACUACUUUUUGAAAUUGAUAUUAAAAUUAUUCUCGAGAAUUCUUGGGAUGAUACCCAAGAAGGUGAAAACAAUUCAUACAGACCGGGUUUCGCUCUUGAAAAUUCUCGGGAAACAAUAUCCGAGAAUUUUUAUGUCUGCUUUGUCAAGAUUCACAAGAAAUCCUGAGAAUUCCUUAGAUUAAUCCUGUUCCCUAGAAUUCUUGGAAAUCAUUUCGCACGAGAGCAGUUUUAAGUCUUGCUCUCUGGUAAUUAUGUUUCUCUAAAAAUUUAAUAAAAGAACGGAUUUUGUCCGUGAUAUUUAUACAAUAACCGGUAGCCUUACAGGUGUUUCUAACAAGUGUUGGAUACUGGCACAUGAAGAACUACCAUCCAAACUGAUUGUUGAGCUGUUACAACGCUUCAGUAGUUGAAAGACCUUGAAGGAUUUAUCAGCACCCAAAUGAAAAAAGGAGUUUUCUAGACAACUUUACCUCCAGUAAGGGUGCAGUCCCUGAUACAGUGUCGUGUUCCCGACCCUCAUCCCCCUUCCCCCCCUCCUACUCCUCUCCUUGAUAAUUCCACCACCAUAAACCUCUCACGAGCUGGUAUACGUAGUGCAUACCUAGAGUUUGAAGGGGGAAUUUUAUGGUAUUAAAUUGAUUUGACAGUAAGGUAGUACAGACACUGUUUUAAGCCAAUUGCAUACAAUUGUCGCAAUUUGUUACUGACGAUAUCACAUGAUUACCUUGUUAUAGGAACUGUUAACGUUUCGUGAAAUUAACGCGAGAUUCAAAUAUUCUUGUUAAUUAAGUCGCUUUCAGUUUUGUUAGCGUUUAUUGAUUUCCACACAAGUAAUUAAGGGAGGCUUUAAUUUCCACCACAAAAAUAUCCAUAUUACCGAUAACCUCAAGACAUUCAUUCUUGACAGCGGAAAAGAGCAGUUUUCUUCUAUGCGCGUAAAUUUAAGUGGCAUUAGUCUCAAACACCAUUAUUAACCCACAAGGACGUUAAUAUCCUAGAAUACGUUAUAACCUAUUUAGGAAAAAAAAACAGCGAUAUGAUUUUCUGUGGAGUUUGUCUUUGCUCUGAAAAGAUCUAGAACUUCGGGCGGGUAACAUUUGUCUUUUAUGGGGCAUGACAUGACAUUACAUGGCUCUAUAAUAUGCCAGCGAAAAUCUCAAAUCAGCCUUUUUUGUAAUUUUAACCCCUCCCCCCCCCAAAAAAAUUGUCAAUUUACUGAUUUGCCAAAGAAACGGACUUGUCAUAUUGUUUUUACUUUAGACUGGUUGAUAAUGAAAUUGCAAAAAAAUUAGGGGAAAAUUAAUAACCAAUUCCUCACCCCUUGUUUACUUUGUUCUAGCUCAUGUGUAUUUAACGAGUUCAGUCACCUGCUAAAUGAGAAACGUAAAACGCUAUGAAGAUCAAACGUGCUCACUCGCUAAGGUAUCUCCUUUGGGGUUUUCUUUGUGUAUUCACUAUUAGCCUUUAUCUUCACUUGGAUGAAGCGAAGUGGCUUGAAAAACAACAGAUCAAGAUAAAAAUGUCCAGUCUAACUGAUAAUCACACAAACCGGACCGCGAUAGAGAAGAACGUGCCAACGCUACAAAAUAAAUCAAAGGUGGUGGUUUUGGUCUACACCAGGUUUGGUAAAAAAGAAAAGUGGAUAAAGGAUUCAGGUUCUUGUUAUAACAUGAACCACACAGAGUCUAAAAACUGCCUCUUCUUGCACAAAUUUGACAUCACCUAUGACAAACAGCGUUUUGCGGAGAGCGACCUUGUUGUGUUUCAUGCGAGAGACAUGCCGACUUUACGUCACCUCAAAGCGUUGUUGAAAGAACGACCCAUGCCACAACGUUGGGUGUUUUCGUUAUGGGAAAGUCCUAAUCAUUUCUCCUAUACAAAGCCAUUUCACGGUUUAUUCAACCUAACAUGGACUUACAGAAGAGAUUCAGAUAUUUGGGGACCAUAUGGUAGCUACAUUCAACUCAGCAGCGAAGAUCCGAUAGCUGGACGCCAGAAGAGACCACCGUCAGAUUUUACGCGAGGAAAGUCAAACAUUGUGGCCUGGAUAGUUUCUAACUGCAAAGCUAAGUUAAGGCUUAAGUUUGUCCGCGAGCUAAAAAAGUUCAUCAAGGUUGAUGUGUUCGGUAAAUGCUCCGGGAGAGUCUUCGGUGAGUCGCGAGCAUGUCCAAAAACAAAACAAAGCAAAUUCGAUUGCCUGAAGAAGUAUAAAUUCUACCUUUCCUUUGAGAAUUCCUUAUGCGAGGAUUACAUCACCGAAAAGUACUGGGAUAAUCUUGGUGAGACGAAUGUGAUCCCUGUUGUAAUGGGAGGUGCUGACUAUACCAAGCUAGCCAUACCUGGUUCAUAUAUCAAUGUUUUGGACUUCAAAUCUGUGGAGCAACUCGCGGGAUACCUCCAUUAUUUGAACAGAAACGAUACAGCUUAUAACGAAUACUUCAAAUGGAGGCAAAAAUACCAAGUAUUAACCGCGGGCAUUGGAAUGACAUUAUGCAACAUCUGUCAAUGGUUUGCUUCGAAAUUUUCUCGUGAAACGAAAGUUUAUCAUGACCUCACCGAAUACUGGGUACAAAAGGGAAGAUGUGGAACAAAAAAUCAUCUUGUUUUGAGUAUGAUUAACAAAUAAAGUAAAAAUCCUGUAGCGAUUUCAUCUAGUCUGGGGAAUACAUUCUUCUUAUUGGACAGUUUCAAGUGUGUAAAAUCGUAGGAUGCAGGUUAUAUUUAGUAAAAGAGACGAGUAAAAAUAUCCCACGACACUCCUCAGUAGACAAUCCAUUUAGGGACCUUUUAUUCAACUCGAGGGUAUAAAAUAGAACUAACUAAAAGUGCGUACUUUUACAUGUAACGAGAAUGCGUGAAAGGCUAACGCGACUCCUUUUGCUGUAAUUCCAAUUUUUUGCUCGCUUAUGCAACGCUGUUGAUGAUUGGUUAUAAAUUUAUAUUUGCAAUUAUUCCUGAGAAUUUUGGGGAUGAUCUGCAAGAAGGUGAGUGAAAUUCUUGUAGAGACUUUCUUAAAAAUUCUCAGUAGUUACAGCGAGGAAUUUCCUAUAGUCCCAAGCUUUGUCAAGAAUUCUGAAAGAUUUACCCUGUUCCCAAGGACUCAAGUACUCCUGGGAAUCAUUUCGCACGAGAGUAGUUUUAGUACCUAGUAUCUUUCUUUAUAAAGUUAAUUAGAGAACGGUUUUCUUAUUUCAUAUUUAUGUAAUGACCGGUAGUCUUACAGGUGUUUCUAUCAGGUUUUGGAUACUGGUAAGUGUAGAACUACUGUGGACGUUGAGUUGUGAUGACCGGUGCUUGGACUCAGUGAUGACUGAAACGGAUGCAUCAGCACCCAUUCGGAAAAAUAUAAUUCACCACUUUAUUUUUGUUUUCUUUCUUUCUUUUUUUCUAUCACUCCUCCUGCCCUAAGGAUCAGUUCACUGUUUUAAUUUUCAAAUUUGGUACUCAAGAUUUUACUGAUAAAGGUCUUCUAAAUAUCCGGCUGAUCCUCACUGGUUUGUCCUUGUGGUUUUGCCUUCAAAAUUGUUUCUGAGACAGUCAAGUUAGCCUUUCUCGUAGCUUGCGAUUAAAACAGCCGUCACUACCCGCUCCUUGAGCUCGCUCCUCCUAGGAACUUUUCUAGAGGUGAGGGCCCAGGAGAGAAAGCUGUUUUCGCAGGCUUUCUUUCUCGCGGUGCCCAUUGUCAGCUGCACUGAGUUAUACAUUCGCAUCCUGUUAUUCAUUUAAGAACCUGUUUUUUGGGCUGAAAUUUGAUAGUUAGGCCUCCUCUGUACAAGAAACUGCUCUUUAGCCUAAAAUUUGAAACAGGCUCAUCUUUUCUAAAUUCUAUUUAAAAAGUUCUGUAAACUUAAGAAGAUAAUGUUGACUUAAGAUAAGUCAGCAUUCAGGAUCCUCUUUGUAGACAUGCGUGCCGUAUUCACUCCAACUCCAGCUGUAAUUGUAUGAAGAUUUUACUUUCAGAAAUGAACUGAAUACCCCCAAAUACUCUUUAAAAAUAGCUAGAAAGUAUUUUUUUCCUUCUUCAGAAAGUAACAACCUUUUUAAGAACCUAAAUUUGUGCUCAUUAUCAUUUAUGUAAGAACCUGCUUAGGCAAAUGGGAAAAUGCAGAUUGUUAGUCGCCGGUUUUUACUGUACUUCAAGAAUAGCAAUAAUAAAACGAAUCUCAUUUUGAACUGCGACUUGAGACCUGGCAAUUGUCUUUUGAAUGCCUGCGGAUAUCUUAACUUUGUCGUUAAAGUAAUUUCAGCCAAUGCAAAGAAAAAUUGUCAUAUUCUAGUUUGCCAAAGAAAACAACUUGUCAUAUCUGAUAUUUCUAUAGGGUUUGGUUGAUCAGAAAGGCUUGUCAGGAAAAUAUUUAAUUAAGGAAAGUAAUUAAACAGACGUUCAUUUCUUCUUCAGUUUAUUAUUAAUCGAACAUGUAUUUAACACGCUCAGUUAACUGUAAAGCCUUGGGAAUCGUUAGUCCGCAAACUUAGCCAAAAAUUGUGGAGUGAAUAUUUGCUCGUAUACCUGCUUGCUGAUAGCUUUGUCCGAUGUUAAAAAUGCAGUCAACGCAAGACGAUUCAAGCAAUGUUACUUUAAUCUUGAAACACGGCAAGGAGAUCAGAGCAAGCCGUAACCGGCUGUUAGGAGCGAGUGAUUUCUUUUUUACAAUCCUAAACUGCGACAUGCAAGAGAAGCACCAGGGGAUCAUUCGGUUAGAGCACAUAUCAGAGAAUGCCAUGAGAAAUGUCUUAGAAUUUGGGCGCUCUGGUAGUGUUGAUAUAGAGAGUGCAAAGAAUGCUAAAGACCUCAUCAAGGCAGCGGAUUAUUUGCUCCUUCCAAGAUUAAAAGCCAUUGCUGGGAGUUUCUUUAUAACGAAAGUACUGCUAUCGAACUGCAUUUCAACGUAUUAUUUCGCAGAGAAAUACAAAUGCGAUGACCUGAUGGUUGCCUGUAAAAAAUUCAUCUUCACAAACUUCCCUUCUGUGGCUCAGGGUCAAGAAUUUCUUAGUUUGGAAAGUCACCAAGUGGAGGAGUGGAUUUGCAGUGAUGAGAUUUCUGUUUGUAGAGAAGACGAUGUUUUUAGGAUCAUACUGGAAUGGAUUAAACAUAACAAGACUAACCGCCAAAGGAAGUUUGCAAAGUUGUUUCACCACCUGCGUUUGGCUUUUGUUUCGCGUGACUUUUUGAGCAAGGGUGUGGCAGCCAACGAUCUUGUGAAAGAAAAUUCAAACUGUUUGAAGCUUGUGACAGAUUCGUUGAAAGGGAUUUAUCAUGCAAAUGACGUCCAUUUACAGAGAGCCAGAAAAUGGAAAGAAACGCAUCUGGUCGUUUUUACCGGCAUACAUACUUUGUGUUACCAACCUAAUGAUGACGAGUGGUACAAAUUAUCAGACGCACCAGUAAAAUACUAUCUCUGGGGACACCCAGAAGCAUUUAAUCGUGACCCGUAUCAAAUGUGCGUAUUUCAAGGAAACCUGUACGUUUUUCCAAGUGCGAUAUGCAGUGCACCAAGCGCAAUGUACGAUCCAUCGUUAAACCGCUGGACUGUGUUGAGUCAACAUGGGACAGCACUAGCCGCUCGGAAGAAAGGUUCCGUCACCCAAAUGAUUGACUCGAGGACAAUCAUGACGGACGUGAAGGUGAUUGGCUCAAAGAUUUACGCUUUAGUUGAGUCUGCAAGUGAAUCAUUCCGAGAUCAACUCCGCCGACCUUUUAGAACAUUCCCCCAUUCGCGAUUUUGUUCCAUCUUGAAGUACGACAUUGGUAAAAGCACAUGGAAUGUUGUCGUACCUAAAGUUGAACAAAUAAAAGGUGGACCUUGCGCUGUAGCCAUGAACAAUUACUUUUACGUCAUCGGUGGUUAUCACGGUGACAAGACAUUUGCUUGUUAUGCUGGAAGACUGGACACUAACGACAACGUGUGGGAGCGGGUAGCGGAUAUGAAAACUCCAAGGUCGUAUGCUUCUGGUAUGGCUGCGCACGGGAAAAUUUUUGUUGCCGGUGGCUUCGUAAAUAACAAAACUACUGAAAUGUACAACCCGUUAACAAACGAAUGGAAAUUGAUAGCGAGUCUAAAUACACCUCGCAGAGGGGGCAGUAUGCUGUGUUUAGAUGAGAUGCUGUACGUGGUGGGUGGAGAACGAAUCAGUGAAUAUUCUUCACUUCAUUCGACAGCAGCAGUAACGGUUGAAUGCUAUGACUUUAAUAGCAAUAAAUGGAAGCAGAAGAUGAAACUGCCGAAGUUUCGCGAGGUUUUUGAGAGAAGGAACAUUGUCAUCAAGGCUUGUUCGGUCGCUUUUUCCAAAGAGGUAUUCAAUAAAGGCAACUCCAGCCGGCGCCAACUUGUGUUUUUUAAAAUCAUCAGUUACUCACUUGUGGUGUUUUUCUUUAGUCUAAUAUUUCUCUUGUACUUAUGGAUAACAGUUUGAUUAGCGAGACAUGUAAAUAUACUCUUUAGAUGCCUUUUACACGAAAAUAUAAGCCUGAACGCAAAAUGGUAAAUUUACGCAACUGACCUUAUUCGUGUGUUAGAAGCUAGAGUUCAUUAAUAUAAAAUUUAAGCUAUUUAACAAAUAGAUAAGAAUUUUCAAUCGUCCAUACUGUUGUUAGUCUGCUACACAGCAGAUUUUAGUGUCGUCACGCAACGCUCCUCCUAGUCUGCUACACAGCCGUUUUUAGUGUCGUCACGCAACGCUCUCCCUCUCCCUCUGUGGGGAGGAGCGUUGCGUGACGACACUAAAAACGGCUGUGUAGCAGACUAUACUGUUGUUGACUAUGGAAAUAACGUUAAAAAGUUCAAAACUCAAGUGGAGCCACUCGCCUGCUGCUGACCGUGGUUUCAUUGCAAAACUUUUAGCAUAUUGCUUAACUUAUAAAGCAGUACACUCUUCUUUAUAUAAGAAUGUUGUUUUUUCCGGCCUCCGGCUGAAUAUUUUUAUUUUUCUGCCGAUUUUAGGUUGAAAAUAUUCUUGUAUUACUCUUAAUCAUAAAUUAUAUAUAGUUUGUGGUAUUUCUACUUAAGAAUGUUUUGGGAUUUCAACUACCUGUGGUCUUGUCGUUCAGUGAAAGGUAUAAUUUUCUACGGCUAAGUUAAAAGCAUAAAUUGUAUUGUAUUUACAUAUUUUCAAACACAAAAUUGAGGUCUUUUCAAUGGUAAUGUGAUGUCUGUCUCUAUGUUUCUUUUCCUUCUUUUUCUGUUGAGAUUUUUAUUUCUUUUUUACAUGGAGACGCCAUAUUGGUGUACCGUUUUGGUGCACCAAUAUGGCCGCCGAAAAUCAACAAAAACACCUGGAAUUCACUUUUUCUACAAAAGCUCUUUCUUUUCACUCGAGAACUAGCAUACGUGCGCAUAAAAAUAUCUUCUAAUACUUGAAAUGGUUAUACUUCUGAAAAUCAAGAGGAGAGACUUCCACGAAACAGCAUUCCUAUUUUGGUGUCGAGCACUGUGAAAACUCGGAAGUUCAAAUUGCUGUAUUUUCGAAAUGAGACAUGCUACGAGAAUGGAAACUUUUGCAAAGAUUCACUUUUUUUUAUCUUCAACCUGGUGUAAAUAAGAAUUCGUAAAACCUCGCUAUUUUGACUUAACAAUUUGAUGACGUCAUUGUGAAAACCAUCUAUAGAAAAAUGGAAGUUUAAAAGCUGAGAAGUGCGUAUAGAAGAACAUCAAGUGUGUUGCGGCCAUCAAGCUUCCAUUGCUGCUUGCCUAGUCCCUGUAGGGCACUUUCCCAGGCCUUCUCGGUCAGUUCACUUCGGUGACGUAUCCGAGACGAACGGGCGAAAAACGCCUCAAAUCUUCGCUUGGACCACGUGACCUGAAACGCUUUGGCCGCGGUAUAAUAAGGCCUAGGGACUAGGUAACAUUGCUACAUUUUCUGCUUAGUGUGAACCAAAAUUCUCCCUGCCGCAGUUGCUAAGAGGCGUCCAGCCUAAACUAAAAUAAACAGAAAAAAUGGCUGCCCUCGGAUGUUAUUAUUACUUUUUCUCCUCAAAAUUUACUUAUAAGUUCAUGAAUGCAGAAGUCUCUUAAUGCACUAUAUACUCUUCCAUUGUUAAUUUCCUCUUUGAUGUACAAUAUGGUUUAGUCUUUUAAGACUUUUAAUUUAUACAACUUUUGACGUUCGAUCCGCUCUAAAGAUUCUUGUGUAUAUGAGAUGUUGCUAAGGUAAUUCAAUCAAUUGUAUUGAUAGCCCGGUAUAUAUUGCGGCUGUAAAAAGUAUCGUAAGAUGCGGUUCAUCUCUUUAGCCUUUCCCUUAUCCCUUAAAUGUGAUGCAACUCGGUAUUAUAUUUCCUUUACUGAUUUAUACUCUCUGUAACUUAGGUCAUUACUUGGAGCAUAGGUAAGAAUUAGCAUGCUGCGUAACACCAAGUUGCAACCAUAACUACAUCGGUUUACCAGACUGAAACUGAAUUAAAAUAUCAAAAGACAAAGAAAAAGAAAAAACGUACACACACAAACUUUUAUUGCGAAACUUCAUAAGAUUUUGGUUACUCUGACGACUCGGUCACCUCACAACACCCUUUUCGGAAGAUUAAUGGUCGAUCAUGUCGUCGGUCACGUACGACUGAUUUCGCCGGCAACUUGGUCACGACUGGAUGGUUGUAUUCAUUUGACUUCUAUAUUGGACUAAAAUGCGCAAGCUAAGAUGUCUAAGACGAAAGAUCGUCGCUCGUUGAGUUCUCUCUGUUGCCUUGCUUUUGGUUUUCUUUGUGUAUUAACGAUAAGCUUUUAUCUUCGCAUUGAUGAUGAAGGACGUUCACUUAAGCCACACUGGAUGAUAAAAUUGCUCAGUUCGGUUAAUAUUCUCACAAACCGGACGAUACCGAAGAACUUGCUGCCACUACCAAGAAACAAAUCUAAGGCGGUGGUUUUGGUCUACACCAAGUUUUCUAACGUUCAAAAGUGGAUAAAUGAGCGAGGUUCUUGUUAUGACAUGAACCACCCAAAACCCAAGGAAUGCCCCUUACUAGACAAGUUUGAACUCACUUACGACAAGGAGCGGUUUACGGAGAGCGACUUUGUUGUGUUUGAAGCAAGAGAAAUGCCGGCUUUAGAACAUGUGAAAAUGUUGUUAAGUGAAAGGCCCAAGUCACAGCGUUGGGUUUUUGCGUUAUGGGAAAGUCCUAAUCAUUUUUCAAACACAAAGCCACUUCACGGCCUAUUUAACCUAACAUGGACUUAUAGAAGUGAUUCGGAUAUUUGGUCACCAUAUGGAAGCUACAUACGACUCAGCACUGAGGUUCCGAUGAGCGGAAACAAAAAGGGAACAACAUCAGAUUUUACGCGAGGAAAAUCAAAGCUUGUGGCCUGGAUGGUUUCUAACUGCGGAGCUAAGUUAAGGCGCAAAUUUGUUCGCGAGCUAAAAAAGUUCAUCAAAGUUGAUGUUUUCGGAAAAUGCUCCGGGAAAUUCUUCGGUGAGUCGCGACCAUGUCCAAAAACAAAACAGGGCAAUAUUGAAUGCCUAAAAAAGUAUAAGUUCUACCUUUCCUUUGAGAAUGCCUUAUGCGAGGAUUACAUCACCGAAAAGUAUUGGGCGAAUCUUGGUGACGCGGAUGUGAUUCCUGUUGUAAUGGGAGGUGCUGACUAUACCAAGCUAGCCAUACCUGGUUCAUAUAUCAAUGUCAUGGACUUUAAAAUGGUGAAGCAACUCGCAGAAUAUCUUCAGUAUCUAGAUAAAAACGAUACGGCCUACAACGAAUAUUUUAAAUGGAGAAAAAAAUACAAAGUGAUUUCCGGUAUUGGAAGAUCAUUGUGUAACAUCUGCCAGUGGUUUGUUUCGAAUGUUUCGCAUGGCACGAAAGUAUAUAAUGAUCUUACCGAAUAUUGGGUGAAAAGGGGGAAAUGUGCUACAAAAAAUCAUCUUGUUUUGAGUAUGAUAAACAAGUAAAGAGGGAAUUUUUAGCGUUUUAUAUAUCGGGUUAUAAAUAUAGAUAGCUGGAUAUUGUAAAAGGUUUCUGCCGAGUGAUAGCAGCCAAAAAUAUGAUAAAACUAAGAGCUCAGUAACCAAAACCUUUUUCUCGCCCCUUACUUUCGCUUUCCUCACUCCAUUUUUCCUCUUCUUUUCCUAUCGUAGUGUGAUUUUCUGCUUAUGGGAAGCAUCUUGUCUUUUUUGGCCUCUUUCAAUCAUUUUUCUUUUUCUCAUUUUUUCUUAGGGGAGGGGGGAAUGGGGGCAGGGGGGUGGUGGGGGCUACAGCUGUACUCUUAAUUUUGAGAGGCAUGAAUAAAUUAUAUGAAAAUGUUAUUGUCAUAUCCGAGGAAAAUAAGACAUUUCGGUCACUUAACGCGACCGAAGUUUGAACUUUUAACGACGUUGGAACAUUUUAACGACGAUGACCGACCAGACAAGCGAGGAAAGUGACAAAAUGAAUGGUACAAACUCGUUACUUAUAGCUGGGAAGGGCUCAAGCCAAAGCUUCUUUUAACACUAUUCUUAGGUAAAACUGCAGUGGUUUAGUUAUUUGUGAAUUUUCGGAUGAUUUUUCGGAUGUUUUUAAUGUAUAAAAUUUAGAAAGGGAUAUGUUUACAAUUUUGGGAAAAUGCAAAAAAUAUUGGAUUUGGGGGUUAGAUAUGAAGUGAAUAAUUAGUUGACAAUUACCAGAUAGUCCACCACCACAACAAGGUGCCUCUGAUCCCAUCAGCGGACUAACUGGUUUAUAUGUAUGCCUUUUCUAACCUAAUUUAUUUCCUUCCCAAAUCAACAUCAUUUCCCCCAAAAAAACAAUCGUAAUGCCCCCUUAAUGCUGACAAGAGGGGGCCUUGAUCGGGGACAAAACGUCACAAAAUCGUCACAGAAAGUGGCAAUGGGAUAAACCCGAGUCCUGGCUGAAUACACAGGACACAGCUGCCAAAACAAGACUUAAAAUAUGGUUCAAUACAUAAAUGCCCAUAUGCGUAAGGAAAUUCACCCAGUCUAACAAAUGCGGCCAGGGGGGGACGGGGUAUACAGUGCUGUUUAAUGAACAACGUCGAUAUAUGAAAAUUCAUAAUUAGCUCCAUGCCUUAGGGGAAUGAAAGAAGAGAAAUCCGCUUGAGGUCCAGCAAAGAAUACCGUAAUACAUUUUCUUUUGUUUUAAUCCCCCAAGCCUCGUCACCAAGUAUGAAUUUUAAUAUAACGAAAUUAGUCGGUAUCAAUCAGAUGUCGUUCAGAAUGACCAAUUCCGAUAUAUUAGAAUUCAUACUUGGCUGUGAGGCUUGGGGGAAUAAAACAAAAGAAAUGAUCUUGAGGCUCAGUAAUAAGUAAUACAUUUCUUUUGUUUUAUUUCCAAGCAUUGUGGCUGAGCCUGGUUUAGUGGAUAAUACGGGACCGGGGUGCGGGGUGCGGGGUGCGGGGUGCGGGGUGCGGGGUGCGGGGUGCGGGGUGCGGGGUGCCGGGGCGAGGGAGCGACGGGGUCUGUGGAAAACACGGGGUCCCGGGGUCUGUUGGGUUUUGCCGCGAAAAAUAAGUAAGCAACAACACUAAUCGGUUUCCUUUAUAAAGACUAUAUACAAACUGCGGACCGAGCAAAAAAUACAGCCUGCAGACUGACGUUAGGCAAGGAUAAAACGCAUGCAAGGUGUAGAAUGAAGACUAGAAGGUAAAAUGCACACCUGGCAAACGUAAACUGUACUCGCGAAGGGGUUAAGACCAAAACCCUGAAAUUAAUAACACUUUCUGGUAAUCUGCUUUUAGUCAUCUUUUCACUCUAAUGACUUCUCUGGAGCGUUUUUAUUUCAAUGUUUACGAUAUGGAAGAAUAACGGUCAUCUUGACGUUUUGGAGAGACAUCCUAAGCUGGCGCCUCUCAUCUCUCAGGGCCGCCUUGUAAACUAACUUCGCGCGCUCGAAGAGAAGAAGCGACAAGUCGAUCUUUGUUGCAUCAAAGACAAUUUCUCUGGACUUUUCAAUCCGUCAGUAACAAUAAGGCAGUCCGGAACUGCUAGAUCGUGAACGUAAAUAGAGUAAAGUUUAUGGAAAACGAAUCUGUAACAUAUAAGUAGCCUAAUUUUACUCAAAACACACAGUGUUUGCUUGGUCCGAUACAAUGGUAAGCCUUCCGCCUCGCGAGCUGAAUGUCCGAAUUCGAAACCUCGUCAGCAUAACGUUUCUUUUUUCGUUUGUUUUUCUCAAGUUUUCUUUUUAAUUUCUUUUCAUAAAUAUCAGUUUCUCCGAAUUCGGCCGGUAAUCACAGAUUUACUUUUCAUUCGGAUAUUGACGGUCUUGUUCAUGUAUUGUUUGUUACUCAGGUCACCAAGACGUUUCCAACUUGCGUCUUUGAGUCUAACUAGCCGGCCAUUUUGACUAGAAGCUGCUUCUUACCACUGUAAACCGUUUCCGAAAAUGACGUAGCUUCAUUUCAUCAUAUUUUACUCCAAAGCCGUGCUCGUGAGAUUGUUUGCGCAAGGGCGAUCCAAAACCCGGAGACGGAAACGGAGGCGGAAGUGAAAAAUGAAAUGAUGAAAGAGGUCGUUAAACUGUUGCCUUUCAUAAAGAAAGAAUAAACAAAAAAAGUAAAUAAAAGCAUCGGAAAAUGUCUCCAGCAGAGGACAAUGAUUCAUUCAUCCGGGACAUAUAAAAGACAAUAACAGGGGAGCUGUGAUUGAUCACCUCUUCUUUUAUCUUGUCACACCGCCCUUCCCUGCCAAAAAGGCAAUCGUGCGCUAUCGCUUUCAGGUACAGUUAGGUACUAUAGCGGUGCUGUUCUAUGGAACAGUCUGCCCUCUUCUAUUAGGAAAGCAAAUUCUCUGGCUAACUUUCGACAGAUGUUUUAAAGCGUUUCAGUUAACUGACACGGCUUUCAUGGAAAACAGGCAUUAAUUUUUCUUUCCUCUUUUAGAUUUUACAUUAUAGAUAUAUGUUUAUUUCUUCUACUAAGUUAUAUUUGUAUUUACAUAAUUGUACACCGUUUUAUAAAAUCACUCUAAUAUGUAAUUAUAUUUUAAGUCAUAGAUAGUCAAUACCAUAGUUAUCCAAUGUUAGUAGUAUUAUUUCUUACCUGAUGUAUUUACCGUGUACAAAUAAUAAAGAUGAUGAUGAUGAUGAUGAUGAUGAUGACGGACUUGGCAUAUCAUUGUCGUGUCAAAAGAUUCCGAAAAUCGGUUGUCUUUUGUACGCUGGUGGCUCCAAUAUAUAUAAUCAAUUGUUAAUUACAAGGAGCCUGGCCUGGCACUUACUCACUUUAGGAAAACUCAUUAGAUGACAAUGGUGACUUCUUUGGCCAUGCGCAGUAGUCACAAAAACGACAGACCCCGUGUCUUCCACAGACUCCGGGACCCCGCGUUUUUCCAUAGACCCCGGGACCCCGCACCCAGGUCCCGUAUUAUCCACUAAACCGCUAAAUAGCGCUGCGCGCAGUUACAAAAUACACAGCCCGAAACUCAGGCAAACAAACUGACUUAACAUAAGCAAAUUCCUCACUUUUGUCUGACCUUUGUCAUUUAAAAAAUGUCAUGUUUGUCUGUCUUUUGUCAUUAAAAUGAGAAAAAUGACAAAACUAAGACAAAAACUUGCAAAUUUGUUACUCUGACUUCAUUCUCGCGCUACGCUAUUUUGCAUUGAUUCUGUUUCCGAUUUUCCUGGGUAUUACAAGAGAAAUCGAGGCAACGCUUAUACAAAAGUUUUGGGGAACAAUGUGCAUUAUGGUCAAUAUUAUUUGAAAAUGGUGAGUUCUGUAAUGUUGUAAAAAAUGGGAGCUCGUCGCUCGGUGAGUUGUUUGGUUUAUGGUCUGCUUGGUGUAGUAGCAAUCAGCCUUUACGUUCGCUUUGGAGAGGAAAACCGCCGGCUUACUCCCGAUAGUGUGACGACGAAACCCGUAAUGGCUAAUAAUGACUUUCAUCUGGAAACAGAAAGGAAGUUUGUAAUCCUACAAAACAAGUCACUUAUGCUGGUUUUGGUGUAUACUAAGUUUUCUAGAGUGGAAAAGUGGAUAAAUGAGCGAGGUCCUUGCUAUAACUUAAACCACAAAAUAUCUAAGGAAUGCCCCUUAAAUAAAUUUAAGCUGACUUACGACAAGAAACGGUUUACCGAGAGCGACUUUGUUGUGUUUGAAGCCAGGGACAUGCCCACUUUGCCCCAACUUAAAGCAUUGUUAAAAGAAAGACCCAUUUCACAGCGUUGGGUGUUUGCGUUAUGGGAAAGUCCAAAAUAUUUCUCUUACACGAAGCCAUUUCACGGCUUAUUUAACCUAACAUGGACUUACAGACGAGAUUCAGAUAUUUGGGGACCAUAUGGUAGCUACAUACAAUUCAGCAGCGAAGAUCCGAUAUACGACAACAAAAAGGGACAACCGCCAGAUUUUACUCGAGGAAAGUCAGAGCUUGUGGCCUGGAUGGUUUCCAAUUGCAAGGCUAAGUUAAGGGUCAGGUUUGUUCGCGAGCUAAAAAAGUUCAUCAAAGUUGAUGUUUUCGGAAAAUGCUCUGGGAGAAUCUUCGGUGAGAAGCGAUCAUGUCCAAAAACAAAACAAAGCAAUUUCAAUUUCCCUUAUUGCCUGAAAAGGUAUAAGUUCUACCUCUCUUUUGAGAAUGCCUUAUGCGAGGAUUACAUCACCGAAAAGUAUUGGGCGAAUCUUGGUGACGCGAAUGUGAUUCCUGUUGUAAUGGGAGGUGCUGACUAUACCAAGCUAGCCAUACCUGGUUCAUAUAUCAACGUCAUGGACUUUAAAACGGUGAAGCAACUCGCAGAAUAUCUUCAGUAUCUAGAUAAAAACAAUACGGCCUACAACGAAUAUUUUAAAUGGAGAAACAAAUACAAAGUGAUUUCCGGUAUUGGAAGAUCAUUGUGUAACAUCUGCCAGUGGUUUGUUUCGAACGUUUCGCAUGGCACGAAAGUAUACAAUGAUCUUACCGAAUAUUGGGUGAAAAGGGGGAAAUGUGCUACAAAAAAUCAUCUUGUUGCGAAAAUGAUUCCUAAUUAG
This is a messenger RNA of Porites lobata, 18799 nucleotides long. NCBI's taxonomy places the organism in Eukaryota, Metazoa, Cnidaria, Anthozoa, Scleractinia, Poritidae. The record is from the annotation of a GenBank genome assembly.